Molecule: messenger RNA, 4785 nt
Organism: Euleptes europaea (tarantolino)
Lineage: Eukaryota; Metazoa; Chordata; Lepidosauria; Squamata; Sphaerodactylidae
Gene: NWD1
Product: NACHT and WD repeat domain containing 1
Exons: 19
Coding region: 1-4785 (1594 amino acids)
Molecular function (GO): protein binding
Source: RefSeq, a predicted model, not a curated record
AUGAACCUCAGCCCAGAAGGCUGCCCGGAGCAGGGGGGCUGCUCCCCCUCGAGACCCUCCAACCUGGUCCGAAUCUUCGUGAGCUCAGCUCCUGCAGAAUCGGCAGCCGAGAGGGAUGCGCUCAUGGAAGCCGCCUACCCAGAGGUGCAAGCCUUCUGCCAAAAACACAGCUUGAUGUUGGAGGUGGUUGACCUGAGAUGGGGCAUCCGUGACGACGUGGAUGCUGGCAGUAGGGCCACCCUCCCACUCCUGCUAGAGGAGAUCGGGCGCUGCCAGUCACUCUCUGAGGGUCCCAGCUUUGUUGCGCUGCUGGGCAGUCGGUACGGCCCCUGCCCUGCCCCUCCGGCCAUCGAGAGCCGGGCGUUCGAGGCCUUCAGGGCUCAGCUCCUGGGGGAGCCCCACGCCCUGCGGCUCCUGGCCCAGUGGUACCAGGAGGACGAGAAUGCCCUCCCGCCCGUCUACAUCCUGCACCGCCCACCCCAGGCCAGCCCUGCCCAAGAGGAGAGCUUGGUCCGGGCCCUGCGCAGAGCUGCCCGGGAAGCAGAGCGCCAAGGACUCGUCAGCGGAGAGCAGCGCCAGCGCCUCCACCAGUCAGAGCUGCACCAGGAAAUGGAGGCUGGCCUCUUCAGCAGAGGAGGCGGCGGCGACCUUGGCGCCCUCGUUUUCCUCAGAGAAGCCGAGGAGGACCUCGCGGUGCCCCGGUCAGAUGGAGAGAGCCCACUCCUGGGGGAAGAAGAGGCUGACGGUGCCCCCGACUCAGAGGAGCAACAGGCGCUGGCAGCCCUGAAGGCGAAAGUCACCUCCCUGCAUCCCCAGCAGCUGAAGGUGCACACGGUCCCCCGCGGCUGGGACCCCACCUGUCUCCGGCACAGGCCGCGGUCCAAGUACCUGGCGGAGCUCUGCGAACAGUUUGUGGCGGCCGCCAACCACCAAGUGCUGGCCAGUCUGAGGAGGAGGCCCCGGGGAGGGCAGUGGUGGCCGUGGCUCCAGGAGCCGGUUCACCACCAGGCUCUCGGCCGCAGGAAGAGCCGGGCCUUCUGCUGGCGGCAGGCGCUGCUGGACCGCAUCUGCCUGCGCCUGAAACAGGACGGCGGCGGUCAGGCCCACUCGCCUCUCGUGGUCCGAGGGCCGCCGGGCUGUGGGAAGACCACCCUGCUGUGCCACCUGAGCCAGGCCGUGCCGUCCGUCCUGGGGCCGGAGGCGGUGGUGGUGCUGCGGCUGCUGGGGACCUCCCAGCUCAGCUCUUCGCUGGACGGCCUGCUCCGGAGCAUCUGCCUGCAAGUGAGCGGGGCUCUGGGCUUGCCCUGGCCCCCUCACGCGGAGGGGGCCGCUAACCCACUCCUCCUCUUCCACACCCUCCUCCUCCAGGCCUCCCGGCAGGGCGCCAAGCCCCUCCUCCUCCUCCUGGACUCCGUGGAGCAGCUGCGGGUGCCCGGGGGUGCCCCUGCUGCCUCCUGGCUGCCCAAGACCUGCCCUCCCAAGGUGCACCUGGUAGUCUCCACUCGACUGGCAGAGCGUGCCGCUCCGCUCCAGGACCCCGCGGACCCCGCGGACUGCUUUGAGAUGGGGCCUCUCUCCCCAGAGGAAGUUGGGGAGGCCCUGGCCAAACACCUGGCGGCUGCAGGACGGACCGUCACCCCUGCCCAGCGGGCCUUGUUCCAGCAGCGCUUCCCUGAAGGCGGGCACGCUCUGCCAGUGGCCCUGGCCAUCGCUGAAGCCCAGCGGUGGGCGUCGUACACUCCCGUUUUGGCACAGACGGUUUCACCCUCUGCCACAGAGGAGGCGCAUCGCCUCUGUGGGUUUCUGGAACAGGCCCACGGCCCCGUUUUGGUGAAGCGGGCCCUGAGCUACCUGGCCUGCUCCCAGUCCGGGCUGUCCGAAGCAGAGGUGAAGGACGUCCUCUCCCUCGACAACGAGGUUCUCUCUGAGAUCUACCAGCUCCCCCCUCCUCCAAGCAGGGCCGUCCUGCGCGUCCCACCCCUCCUAUGGGCACGGCUGUACCGGGACUUGGCACCGUGGCUGGAGGAGAGGUGGGCCGACGGCUUCCUCCUGGUGGGCAUCGGGCACAGGGAGUUCUCGGCGGUGGUGGAAGGACACUACUUGCUGGCCGCGGAGGAGCGGUCCCGCUGCCACCUGGUCCUGGCGGACUUCUUCAGGGGGACUUGGAGCUGGGGGAUGAAGAGGCCGGUGGAACUCCCAUCCUCCAGCAAGCCUGUGAGCCUUGACAGGAAGGUCACCCCUCAGCCGCUGUGGUUCUCCAGCACGGCCGCCAACCAGAGGAAGCUGAGCGAGCUGCCCUUCCACUUGCUGCGGGCGGGACGGAUGGAGGAGCUGCAGCGAGACAUUUUCGGGAACAUGAACUGGAUCUCCUGCAAGGCUGUCGUUUCUGGGGCGGAGAGCCUGGCCAAGGACGUGGAGGCCUGCCUCACGCGGACUGGCUGCCCGGAGCUGUGUCUCCUGAAAGACUGUUUCCUGCUCCUACAGCCUGUCUUGGACAGCGUGGAGGGCCAGGCAGAUGUGAGCCUGGUCUACGCAGAGGUGCUGGCCCGGCUCCAUCCCCUCGUGCCUCCCCACCCCAGCCUCCUCGGGGACCUGUGCCAGCAGUGCGAGAGAUGGCUUGCGGCCCGACCCCACCCAGCCUUCAUCCCUCUCUGCGGAUUUCUCUACCCACCCGGAGGACCUCUGCAGAAAACGCUUCCUGGAUCCCCCAGAGGCACCGCUGUGUUGGAAUUGAGCCUGGAUCACCGGGUGCUUCUGGCUGGCUCCCGGGAUGGAUCCAUGGUCGUGUGGGACACAGGGGAUUUCUCCAUGCUGCACAUCCUUACGGGCCACUCCGCCGAGGUGACGUGCGUGAAGGUGUUUGGGAAAGGGACCCGCGCUGCCUCAGCCGCCCUGGAUCACACCUUGCGCCUGUGGAGCCUGGUUUCUGGCAGAGAGGAGCUCUCCAUCCACGACGCCCAUGCUGGGGGCCGGCGCUGGAAUCAGCUUCACGUUGACGAAAAGAACGGCCUCGUGCACAGGGUGUCCCGCUCAGAGGUCAGUGCCUGGCACCUGGAGACGGCUGUGCCCGCUUUCCGGAUCUCCACAGAAGCCCCGGAGGGGUGGCUCCUCACGGCUGUCUUUGUGCCCAGGCUGGCGGUGGUGACGGUGUCGGAGGAGGGGGCACUCUGCCUGUGGCAUGGCCGCACGGGGCAGCUGCACUCCAAGCACGAGCUGGCGGGGCUGGGGGGGGAAGCCCCCACUUGCAGCCUGCUGCUUCCCAAGCUGGGCAGGAUGGUGGCCGGCUUCAGCGGAGGGUCCCUCCUGACGAUCUCCUCAGAUGGAAACAGCUGGCUGGAAAAGCUCCCAGAGGGGGUCCACUUCCUGGUGCUUUCAGAAGACGAAUCCCUUCUGGCUGCAGGCUUUGGGCAGUGUGUGCGGGUUUUCUCUGUUGAUGCCAAAGGAUCCUGCCGCCUCCUGGCCUCGGACCUGACACACACGGGGGAGGUGCAUGCAGCGGCCAUCUCUGCUGACCGCAACACCGUCAUCACCAGCUCUUGUGGCGAGUGCAUCUGGGUGUGGAGCCUCUUCGAGCAGGGUUUGCUGACCGACGUUUUGGGAGAUGCCGGGGCUCCCAUCACACACUUGGCCCUCUGGGGCAGCACCCUGGUCUCCGCCUCUCAUCACACGCAUGCCCUCAGAGUCUGGGACCUGGGCUACGACCGCAGGCACAAACGGCUGCCUCCUUCUAUGGCUGGCCCAAGGCGCACGGCGCUGUCCCAUGACGCAAAAUACGUCUACUUUCCCCAAGACACCGAUAGCUGCAAAGUUGUCAUCUGGAACUUAGAGAAAGGUGAGGCUUGCGAAGUGCUGGAUGCCUCCGCACCCGUGCAGUGCUUGGAAGUGGCUGAACAGAGGAGCCUCCUCUUUGCCGGGCUGGCGUCAGGAACUGUGCUGGUGUUCCCCUUGGAUGCCGGGCAAGAUGCCGGGUGCAUCCCCCCCGCAGAAAACCCAAGGCCCACCAACCACCUGGCCCUGACCCAGCAGGAGGAGCAGCUGGCCAUUGCCUCCGACGACCUGGUGCAGGUCAUGGACUUGGAGCAGGGCGAAACCGGCCCACUGAUCAACCGGCCCGCCUACACCUUCUACACUCAGGUCCCUGGGGCUGCCAUCUCCAGCCUGGCCCUCCUGGCCGGAUACCGGGUGCUGUACGGCAUGACGAGCGGGGAGCUUUUCCUGUAUGACUGCCCGCAGGCCCAGGUGUUCCCCUUGGAAGCGCACGGCAGCCAGGUCACCUGCUUGACAACCAGCCACGGAGAGAGAUGGGCCAUGAGCGGCUCUGCGGAUUCGCUGCGGUGCCUCUGGGAUGUGGAGCUCUGCUGCUGGAAGCACAAGAUGUCCUUUCAGAAGCACGACUCCUUCUCGUGUGGUGUUCUGUGCGCCUGCUUCUCCAAGGAUGACCGGUACGUGUUCACUGGAUCGCAGGAUCAGUCCAUUACAGCGUGGGAUGUUUCCCAGGGGGCCCUGCUGGCAGUCCAGCUUGUUCAUACGAGUAUUACCAGGAUUGUGCCAACAGCAGAUGGCUUUGUGGCAACAACCAGACUUGGCUACCUCAUCCGAGAUAGAUUCCACUGCCCCCAGUCCACAAGCCCUCUCUACGACCCACUCUGCAACGUCAAAGCAACAUGCAGAGUGACGUCUCAGAAGAGAGAGGGGCAGGAUCCAGGCCGGCUGCCAGGCUAUCGGGGAAAUGCCUCAGAUGGACAGACUCAUAACAAGCACUCUCAAAUUUGUAGGAUUGUGUAA